This is a messenger RNA of Stegostoma tigrinum, 4475 nucleotides long. It is a transcript of the gene arhgef16, whose product is annotated as Rho guanine nucleotide exchange factor (GEF) 16. Gene Ontology annotation, molecular function: protein binding; guanyl-nucleotide exchange factor activity. NCBI's taxonomy places the organism in Eukaryota, Metazoa, Chordata, Chondrichthyes, Orectolobiformes, Stegostomatidae. Bases 276 to 2405 code for a protein of 709 amino acids. Gene Ontology annotation, biological process: activation of GTPase activity. The record is from RefSeq and is a predicted model, not a curated record. The transcript has 15 exons.
CGGAGUUUGCGGAAGUUUUUCAGCGAAGUUCAGUUUGCGCCAAAUCUGGGAUACGACAGGAACGGGGGGAGAAAGACUGCCUCUUCCAUUCGAAUUUCAGCCCCCGUCCCGGUUCAGAGUGGGGACUUGGAGAAAUGAUGUUAAAUCUGAAGGAGGAUGAGAAGUUCACGAUUAGGAGUUUGCACGUCUUUGUGAUGAGAUGCCAAAUUUCUGAUGCCAAUCCACAAUCAUUUUGACUCUUCUGUCACAUCCACCGAAAAAGCUGAGCAAGCAAAAUGUCUCAAAGGUAUUCAGACAGUAACCUGGAAGAAGAGUCUCAGGUUUUGGUGUUGGAACAGACAUUCAAGUCUGACUUCCAGAUUAACUCUGAUUCUGACAGGUUGGUGACUCAGAGUGGCAAAUCUUCACUCCUGGGAAUGGACAAUCUGGCAUUGGGCAGUGCCAAUUCCAUGCCAUCGCUCUCAGAUGUACCAAAGGUGGUUUUGAGCACAGACAGUCCAGCUGCACUGAAGAAGGGGCACCAGCAGAUUAUCCCCAGCAAAUUGGCCGUGACAACCAAGACUAAGAUGAGGCCUCAGAGCAGUGGGCCCUCCGGGAGGCGGGAUAGUGGCAGGAGGGAAGUGCGGAGCAUGCCACCAACUGACCUGCGGUAUGAGGAGGGGAGUAAUGCGGGGAGCUCAAGUGGGACACUGCAACGUAAUCGCCGCAACAUGUCGUAUAAGGUGGCAACGGACAGCUUGUCUGAAUACUCGGAGGAGAAGAAGCUGUUGUCUCCUCCCACACUGCCACCAUUAGGAGAAAUGCCAACAGUGCAACCAGCUCGAAGUCCAGGCAGGACCAAGCGAACAUUAGGAAGAAAGAAAGGACCCAGAAAUCGAAGUUCCUUUAAGGAUGAUCCAAGGCUAUAUCAGGAGGUGCGGGAGAGAGGCCUGGACAGUGUUCCGGAGUCGGACGAUGAUUUGCUGGAUGAUACCAAGCACUUAGAAUCUGCAGAACCAGACGACAAGAUUGUGGUUCAGAAUUACAGACCGGCUCAGAUGAUGUGGAGCCAAUUACCGCAGGUUCUAGAGCAAGGGAUUCUGCACAGACUGUCAGCUGAGGAACGCAAGAGGCAAGAGGCCAUCUUUGAGAUCAUUGUAUCUGAGUACUCCUAUCAGCACAGUCUGACAGUCCUGAUCGACAUGUUCAAGAACUCCAAGGAACUACAGUCGACCAUGACUAGCACUGACCACCAUCAUCUCUUCUCCAACAUAGGUGACAUUCAAGAGGCCAGUAAAAGAUUUUUUGAAGACCUUGACAUGAGGCUCCAGCAAAACCCAGUCAUUCGAGACAUCAGUGACAUUGUGGACCACCACGCAACGAACUGUUUUGGUGCUUACGUCGUCUACUGCUCAAAUGAAAUCUACCAGCAACGAACGCUCGAGAGGUUACUCAAUUCCAACACACUUUUCAAGGAAACCCUGAAGCGGAUUCAGAGCAAUUCAAAGUGUGGAGGUCUACCCAUCAUCUCCUUCCUGAUUCUGCCAAUGCAGAGGGUGACCCGACUCCCACUUCUCAUGGACACUAUUUGUCAAAAAACCAACCGUUUUCAAGUGGAAUAUGAUGCAGCCACGAGAGCAUUGAAGGCCAUCAGUAAGUUGGUUAAAUUGUGCAAUGAGGGAGCGCGCAGGAUGGAGCGAACGGAACAGAUGUGUACCAUCCAGACGCAACUGGACUUUGGGAAGAUUAAGGCCUUCCCUCUCAUCUCCACUUCAAGGUGGCUACAGAAAAGCGGGGAGCUGACCGUCUUUGUGGAAGAAUCUGGGAUCUUGCGCAAAGUGUUUGGGAAGCAAAGUUGUUUCCUCUUCCUCUUCAAUGAUGUGUUGAUUGUUACCCGGAAACGAAGUGAGGAGAGCUACAUGGUACAGGACUAUGCCAUGUUGGACCAAGUGGAGGUAGAAGCACUGGAGAGCAAUGAGUCUCCCCACUCUCCCCCAGGCAAGGCCGUAAGUGGUGGAACCCUCCCUCGCAGCAACUCCAACACUUGCCUUUUCAAAAUAAUCAUGAAGAAGAACAGUGCUGGUGAAAUGGAGCAAAUUGUGUUAGCCACGGACUCAGAGAGUGACCGAGCUCGUUGGAUCCACUCCAUCCAGGGGAACCAUGAUGACCUCAUCAACAAAGAAGGCCUCCCACAGGUGGAGAUUAUCAAAGCCUUCCUGGCCAAGCAGCCAGAUGAGCUGACACUUCAGCAGGCCGAUGUGAUCAUCGUUCUCCAGAAGGUUGAUGGCUGGUACCAGGGAGAGAGGAUACGUGAUUGGGAGAUGGGCUGGUUUCCUGAGUCCUGCGCCAAGAUGAUAACCAAUCGCAGUGCAGUGCAACGAAAUGUCCAACGAAUGGAGAGAUUGCGGAUUGAAACUGACGUCUAGUUCCUGCAUCAGAGUCGAAGUUCCAUUUGCCCUGAUAUAACGGAACCUGGAUUUUAACAUACCUGCCAAGGACAUUAAACCAAACUUAGUAACCAAUGAUUCCCGUUAGUCAUUGCCAUCAGAUUGUGUAAUUGUAUCACCUGGGGCUGAAUGACCCAUCAAAAUGAUCAGUGGAUUGAAUAUGUUAGUCAGGGUGGUUAAGGAAUACAUUUUUCAAAAGGGGUUUGAUUGUGAUCACAAAUGAUUGGUAUCCCAGUCGCCAGCUUCUUUGAUUACACCCUGUGUGUGCGGCAAGGCACUUUUUUUUAUUUAGAAACAAUUUAGUUUUUAUAACAACGCAGGACCCCUAUGACCAUGGACAGUAUGAGGGGGAGAGGGUGGGGCCGGAGUGAGAGAGGGUAACUGUAGUUAAAACCUACCGUUCCUGAUUUUUCCCAUGAGUUCAGUUCCUCAAUCCAGGAGGGAAAUUCCAGCCUUACGAAAGCAGAUCCUGUUUCAAUAGCCAACAUGCGAAGGUUUUAAGAAUUUUUUUUGCUUUGCUGUAGAUUGUUGUCAAUCAGAAACAUGGUGCGAGGUCUGUUUCAGCAGGCAAAGCCAUUGAUCAGUGCUCGUUCCAUCUUAAACACCUGAAAGGUAAAAACUAAUACGAAGCUGACCCUUACUUGCACUUUCUGUGGUGAGAGGGAGGUUGUGUGUAUGACUAGGAGCAGCUCUGUAAAAGUUCAUUACCGUCAGCUCAGUUCAUGAAGAAGAUGUUGACUGAUCAUAUGGGCUCUGUCACAAAGAUUCUCAGUCAAACUUCUCUCUCUCUUCUCAACCUUGCGAAUAAUUUGUGUACAGUUGGCUGUAGUUCCCUUUUCAGACUGCUUGCAUUCUGUCUAUCUGGCUUUGGAAGGGGUAGUGAGACUUUUAAACUUCUGAAGCCAUAUCAACCAGACCAGACUGAUGCUCGUGAGCACUUCAACACUGCACACACACUGUUCCAAGGAGGGUGAGCAGCGAGAGUGGAGCAGGUAGACCAGGCAGAACCCCUGUGUCAAUGACUGGAUAAACAGGACUAUGCUGUUAAGCUGAUGGGUUGCCAACGCUAAUUUGCUAUAUUCAAGCUUCUGGCUCUCCCACCUCAACAGCCCUGGUUGUCUUUAAUUUGAGUAAGCUUUAUUUUGGUAUUUUUUGUACUAAAGUGCCAGAAAUGUUCAUCCCUGAGGAUCCUUCUCUCUUCCACCACCCCCCCCCCCCCCCGCCCGCGCCCCCAUGAACUGACCUUGUGAUGCACUGCUCACAGUCCCCUGGGUGGCGUGACCUGGUGAGUGCCAGCCGUCCUCUUGCAUGUUACAAACAUGGACUUUUUCUGGACUCAGUUGUUUAUCUGCCAAAGAUUCUGAGGUUCUGGUGGUCAGGGACGGGCAGGAAAACCACCCACAGUUGCCCAAUUCCCUGGCAACAAUGAGCCAAACUGGUAGGGAACUGCCAGGUUCAGUACCCACCCAAAGCUAAAAUGUUUGGGGGUUGGAGGUGGGGGGGAUGCAGUUGUAGACACGUAGAAUCAAUGAUCAGCUAAAACAAUGAUCAGUGUUCUGGAAGGAGGGAGAUCAGCGAGGGUCUUUUCCCUUUGCCCAAUACUUGGUUGGCUUUGAACAUGUCUGCAGUGAUUAAGUAACACCCUGUACCAUUGCUAGCUCAUUUUCCUCAACAGCAAUGGAAAACACAACAGAGCAUGCACGUAUUGGACAGCUGAUUUGCUCUCUCCUGCUUUACAUUGCUGCUGAAAUACAUCUUGCUCAAGUAAUGGGGCAAAGGGUUUUGAGAAAAGGAAGAUUCUUUAAUUUUGAGGAGGGUUUUAAUUGUCACCCAGUAUAUCUUAACAAAACUAACCAGUGAAAGGCAACAACUUGGAAGUGGGCUCAGGAUUGAGGGUAUAAAAAACCACUUUGAUUUUGUUGCUGCUGCUGACCCCUUUGUUAAGAGUAUCAACUCAUCAUUCGCCUUCUGCCAUUUGAUCAUCACUCUGGAACUUGCCAAAUGUUUAUUAAUUAAAUGAUAUAUAUUCCUGAGAUUGUCAGUUUUUAA